Branchiostoma belcheri (Belcher's lancelet) is the source of this 4191-nucleotide messenger RNA. RefSeq lists its product as uncharacterized. NCBI's taxonomy places the organism in Eukaryota, Metazoa, Chordata, Leptocardii, Amphioxiformes, Branchiostomatidae. The record is from RefSeq and is a predicted model, not a curated record. The transcript is spliced from 11 exons. Gene Ontology annotation, biological process: regulation of cell cycle. Gene Ontology annotation, cellular component: spindle microtubule; nucleus; cytoplasm. Bases 219 to 3542 code for a protein of 1107 amino acids.
UACACUUUCAACAAAGUUUCUUUCUUUUUGCCUUCCACACGCACACCUGUCACCAGCGUUAGGCUAUUGCCUGAAUAAAGAAGCGUAAACUCUAGUUGGUGCAGAGGCUGAAGUAGAACUUGGUGACAGCCGACAACCCACUUGGAAAUAUCAAGGUCAACAUCAAAAACCCCAGCAACAACAUACAACAAGUGAAUUCCAUUCCAGAAGUGGUAAAAAUGAGUAUCGCAACAAUGAGUGUUCAAAAUCAGGUGAUAGAAAGUCUAAACAGUGGUGGAUGUCUGUCGAUGUCACAAGGUUCCGCUUCAACCUCUGCACCGCCUGGGCGUGGCCAGUAUCCAUGGCAACAAACGGUUGCCGGGGAUACGGCCACGCCCAUGCACGUUGGGGAGUCAGCACUGCUGACUUCCAGCACAGAAGCUUCUGCUGUAGAGCAUGUAGAGUCUAGUAGUGCUUGCUUCAUGACUAGUAGUGCAGAGGUUGAGGCAGAACCAAGUGUAAAUCCCAUGUAUAGCAUGGAAAUCAUUCGACUAGGAUCGUUUCAGAAUUGGCUUAGCUCAAGUGCAGAUAUAAACCCUCGCAAAUUUGCAAAAGCUGGACUAUUCUACACCGGACAAGGCGAUACGGUACAAUGCUAUCAAUGUAGUAGGACGUUUAGUGGAUGGCUAGAUGGUGACAUACCAAUUCAAAGACAUCACCAAGAAAGCUCAGACUGUCUAUUUGCUAGAGAACUGUACAUGAAGGACAAUGAAGCUCAACGAUCUCAAAACAACACCUCUUCGCAGCAUAGAGGUAUUGACGUACCAGACAAUGCAACAUCUAACAUCGUUGCACAACAAUCGUCUAGCAAUGGACACGAUGCUCCUGACUCUUCUUGCUUACAAUCAAUGCAAAGAUUAUCCAUACACAAUGUAAAUACAAGUAGUAGUAAUGUUAACACUGCAAGUAGUAACACAGCAUCUGACUAUUACGCAUACGACACAGCCGCAACUGCAAGGAAUGUAAAACAUUGUGGUGAACACUGUCCAAAAGACUUGAACACUGAGCUCCACAGGAUCCAUACCUUCUACGGAUGGCCAGAAAGCACCCCUGUUCGACCGGAACACUUGGCGAAACUUGGUUUCUUCUACCUUGGAGUUCGAGAUAAAGUUGAGUGCGCGUUUUGCGGAGGGGUGCUCCACCAAUGGGAAGAGGGAGAUGAUCCAAAGAGAGAACAUGAGAGACAUUACCCCCACUGUCCCUUCAUACGGAACUGUGCCACUUCUAAUGUACCCCUGGACUCACCUGAUGGAGAUUCAUCCGACGGACAAUCUGAAAGACGUGGACACACAGAGAGUGAACCACCACCACCUCCUGGGGGUACUGACUGUCCGAAGCAUCCGGAGCUGUCAUCAGAAGAAGACCGUCUGUCCACAUUCUUCCGCUGGCCCCUGUACAGCCCCAUCUCACCUCGCAAGCUCGCACAGGCCGGGUUUUACUACACAUACAUAGAUGACCAGGUGAAAUGUUAUUGGUGUGAGGGAGGGCUGAAAGACUGGCAGGCAGGGGAUGACCCAUGGACCGAACACGCGCGUUGGUACGGGGAGGAGUGUGGGUUUGUGCUACGGGAACGUGGCAUCGGCUACGUCAGGCAGAUUAAGAACACCUUCCCCUCUCUCGUACAAGUGGCCCAUCACCACUCACAGCAAGACUUUGUCCAAGACUUCAUUGUGGGCUCCGCAAACGUAACAGUCCAAGUCGGAAACCUCGACCCAGAAGACGAAUUCGAAGAGCGCGUGCUGGACGCCAUGGACUCUAGAGUGGUGCGAAACGUGGUAGAGAUGGGCUUCGGUCAACAGAACGUAGAAACAGUGGUACGGAGGAGGCUUCGCGCUCGUAGAGGACCCUUCACCACCAUGACAGACCUGGUGGAGUCUUUACUAGCCAUGGAUGAACACCCAGAUGGACAGGGAGACAACCCCGAUGCUGAGGAUGAAGAGGACAGAAAUGUAGAGGGGCCAACACCCACUGGAAAUCAGGAGCCAGCUGCAGAGGAGGCAGCUGCAGAGCAGAUGGAAGAAGAACCAGAAGAAGAAACCCCAGCUUCAAUGGAAGAACUACAGCAAAGACUCAGGCGAAUGAAAGAGGAGCGUAUGUGCAAAAUCUGUAUGUCUAACGACGCCACAAUGGUUUUUAUCCCAUGUGGGCAUUUGUGCUGCUGUGAAGGCUGUGCUCAUUCUAUGAGAUCUAGAGGUAGAAAGUGCCCAAUUUGUAGGGCCCGUAUCCUUAAAGUGCAGAGAGCUUUCCUUUUAGCAAAACUCGGCUUCUUCUAUCUUGGAGUACGGGACAAAGUAGAGUGUGCAUUUUGUGGCGGAGUGCUACACCAAUGGGAGCAAGGGGACGACCCCAAAGUCGAACACGAGCGACACUACCCCCACUGUCCACUCAUUCGGGGAUACGCAACUUCCAACGUGCCUCUAGAAUCUUCUAGCCAGCCUACGAACAGCAGUGCAAAGUUAUCGCCCUUUAUCCAACAGUCUAGUCUACCUCAGGCUGCAACUGUAGUUUCACAGAGCCAGCAGAGGAGUUGCUACGCACAAGAGAACGAGAAAACAGCGAAAACGUCUCAAAGAAAGGAGCCCAAGCACCCAGAGUUGGCUUCUGAGGAAGAUCGCUUGUCUACGUUUUUGAGGUGGCCGCUGUACAGCCCCAUUCCUCCUAGGAAACUGGCACAGGCAGGAUUCUAUUACACACAUACAGACGACCAGGUGAGAUGUUUUUGGUGUGACGGCGGGCUGAAGGACUGGCAGGCAGGAGACGACCCUUGGACGGAGCAUGCCCGCUGGUACGGAGAGGAGUGCGAGUUCGUCCUGCUGCAGAAAACUCCCAGUUUCGUGCAGGACGUCAAACGACGUCACCCAGUACUCGGACAGGUUCCUCAUGAAGAAAAGACAUUCAAGCAAGCUUUCGUGUCGAACGGCCCGGUCUCUGGUGCGACUUGCGUACAGGAGUCCAACGAUCUAUUUCAGGAGGCCAUGGACUCACCGCUGAUACAGAACGCUCUCGAGAUGGGCUUCGAGCGGAAACAAGUGGAAGACAUCGUCAACAAACAGCUAAGGAGACAUGGAAGACCGUUCGCCAAGAUGACAGACAUCGUAGAGGCUCUUCUAUCUCACGAAAAGGGCCAGAACAGAACUGGUGAUGAGGAAGAUGAAGAAAAGAAGAAAAACUCGGCUGAGACAACAACUCAAACUACACCACAAGAAAGUCCCUCUGAAUCGGGAUCCCCGGGAGCACAGGCCCCGUUACCGGCUCCGAGAGAAGCGCAUGGUGAGGAGCAGGCUCCUCCUUCUGACGUCAUCAGCCUCCAGCGUCAGCUGCAGCAGUUGAUGGAAGAGCGCAUGUGCAAGAUCUGCAUGGACGAGCGGUCGUGCAUGGUGCUGAUCCCGUGCGGGCACAUGUGCUGCUGCGAGGGCUGUGUGCAGAUGGUACGCUCAAGGGGUGGGAGGUGCCCCGUCUGCCGGGGACGCAUCCAGCGCGUCCAGAAGACUUUCGUCGCGUAACGGUCGCGUUACAGUUGCGUGACAGUUGCGUGAUGUCCCGUGCGGGCACAUGUGCUGCUGCGAGGGGUGUGUGCAAAUGGUACGGUCGCGCGGAGGGAGGUGCCCCGUGUGCCGGGGACGCAUCCAGCGGGUCCAGAAGACUUUCGUCGCCUGACGGUCCUUAGAAGAAGAACUUUAUUCACACCGCAUAGCGGGCUGACUCUGUGCUACCAAACCUACAAACAGAAUGGUUUUCAGUACCAAGGACAGCUACCAUUGGUCUUCUCUUUAUGAUGAACGGAAGCCUUCGUUACAUUUAUCUCUAGGCCUAGACUUAAAGUUAUAUUAGUUAAGAUGCUUCUACUGUACGGGUAUCAACGAUUUUCGCUCUACGAUUGUUUAAUUCAAGAAAACAUGGAUGUAGCUUUUAAUGAUAAUGACAUUUGGCUAACUCUAUCAUCUAACUCCAGGCAUUGGUUAAAGUUAUGUAGUAAAUAUAUUCCUACUAGUACUGUACCGGGUAUCUCAGAGAUCUACUAUACGAUUUUUUAAUUGAAGAAAAAAAGGAUGUACCUUUUUAAUGAUGAUGACUUUAGGGCUUUUUAAUGAUGAUUGUAUUUUAGAUAAUAGUGAGAGAGGGAGGUCCGAAGAAUAAACAAUUUGAAUUAAA